Messenger RNA from Oppiella nova, 309 nucleotides. The record is from the annotation of a GenBank genome assembly. Lineage: Eukaryota; Metazoa; Arthropoda; Arachnida; Sarcoptiformes; Oppiidae.
AUGGCGUGGAUUUCAGCGUUAUGGCAUUUAUCAAAGAUAAAUACCGGAGUCAACUGGGCCCUGAUGUACUUGAUGGGCAACUUCGUAUUCGUCAAAUUGGUCCGAAAUAUGCCAUUCAACUUGAUGCUAACAAUAUUGCUGCUGAAUGGGUCAAAGAGAACGAAAUUGUUGAUACACAGAAACCAGCAAAAAUACCUCGAUUAGAUGCAGAACCUAGACCGGAUCUAAUGGAAUAAUAUUACUACUCUAUCAUUACUUAUAAUAUAAUAAUCAAGUUAUUUAGUUUAUAUUUAUAUAAUAUAAUGUGGC